Messenger RNA from Penicillium manginii, 3222 nucleotides. RefSeq names its product vacuolar protein sorting-associated protein 54. Gene Ontology annotation, cellular component: GARP complex. Lineage: Eukaryota; Fungi; Ascomycota; Eurotiomycetes; Eurotiales; Aspergillaceae. Gene Ontology annotation, biological process: retrograde transport, endosome to Golgi; Golgi to vacuole transport. Bases 1 to 3222 code for a protein of 1073 amino acids. The record is from RefSeq and is a predicted model, not a curated record. The transcript is spliced from 4 exons. Gene Ontology annotation, molecular function: syntaxin binding.
AUGUCGUCAACCAGCCCCCGCAAGUCAAUUGAUAGCCUGGCAUCCGGCGCAUCGACCCCUGUUCUUUCCCACUACUCGACACCCCAGCUGGAGUCUCCGCGGGUUCCCCCACAACGGUACCCCCUGAGGAGGGGAUCUACGGCAAGCUCGAUUGUGAGCAUCGGAGGAAUCUUGGAUACUUCUCAAUAUCAUACCUCAAUCUCCGAGUCGGGUCAGAAUGCCAUUUCGUCUCUUCUCCAGGCGCCCAUAGUCCGCACCGGUUUGACCCCUCAUACUGCCGUUUCGUCUACCGGAUAUAAGCCCCCGUCCUCUCGUGACAUCCCGCCAGUUACCUUGACAAAUAUCGCUCAUUGGGAUCCCUAUACGAAGUCUUUCACCAAUCGAGAGAAGCUUCUGGCGAAGAUAAUCAGCAACCGUCGGGUAUCAAGUCCCCCCCAAUUCGAAGAUACAGACUCUUUAAAACCAUGGAGUCCCGAACGGAGAUCUUCAGUGAUGUCGACUAGCUCUCGCCCCACCUCACCUUAUAGUCCACGCGGCCGACGUUCUUCGAGUGGGCGUGGGCGUGGUCCUGCCGUGACGCCACUAUCGACCAUUCCACAGGUUUACUUUGACGAAGACUUUCAUCUUGAAAACCCCCGCACUUUCGAUGUGAUCUCAGAGAAAUCAGAGGUGGUUAGACCCCCGCGGCCCCCAGUCAAGGACGAUGGAAAUGCCAACGGCGGUGCCCCUGAGCCGGCACAAACAGGGAGAAAGGCGCUGGCCACGAAUGCUAUUCUUCAAGAAAAGCUUUCUUGGUACAUGGAUACAGUCGAGAUACAUCUCAUCUCGUCAAUUUCUACUGCAUCAAAAUCCUUCUUCACGGCCCUUGGCUCCUUGCGAGAAUUGCACGCGGAAGCGGCUGACUCUGUGCAACGCAUCCAGUUAUUGCGACGGGACCUGCAAAAAAUUGACAAGGAAAUGGCUCUUGGUGGUAUGAAAAUUGUGAAUCUGAGAAGACGGAGGGAGAAUGUGCGUAUGCUGGCUGCUGCGGUAGCUCAGCUUCGUGAUGUAGUCGGGUCAGUUUCUCGCUGCGAGGAAUUGAUGGAGCAAGGUGAUAUCGAAGUUGCUGCCGAUGAACUCGAGGAAGUGGAGAAGUUGAUGGCCGGCGAGAAGGUAUCAAGUCACCCUGUGGACGGGGAUGACCAAAACCUCCCACGCCAAGCUAUUGAUCUCAGAAGACUUAGGGCGCUUGAAGGUGCAUCGGAUGAUCUUUCUCAGUUGAGGCAGCGAAUUGGAAUGGGAUAUGAAACUCGAUUUUUGAAUGAUUUGCUUGGAGACUUGCGAAAGCAUGUGGAGAAUGUAUCUUCAGAUAUUACUCUGCAACGCUGGGGUGCCUCCUUCCAGCGCCAACGCGGUGGUCAGCGCCCUGUGUCAAUGGUAUCUCCGGCAUAUAUGAACAUUGACAGUGAACUGCGAUCCCAGUUGAACACGCAACUCACUGGGCUUGCUCGGGCUCGCUACACGACUCCUGCAGCUACUUCAUUCAAAAGUGCCGUUCUACGCGAGAUGAAAGGACUUAUACGGAAACACUUACCUAGCUCCAGUGACGACGAUAACGAAUCAAUGGUUUCGAUAUCGACACACAGUGACCGCCAACGGAGUCAGCAGGAGAAAUCAUCUACUCUCGCACGCAAUCUCCGUGCUCUUGACUCGGAAGAUGCCUAUACCAUGUUGGUUGGAAUCUACACGGGAAUCAGCGAGUCUUUGCGUCGACUGAGUGUCCAAGUGAAGAUUCUUUUGGACAUUGCUAGUGGACUCGGAAGUUCCCCAGUGACUGGUGUGAGAUCUCCACCUCGGAGCCCCAAUCCACAGAGUCUCGACCAGAUCACGAGUGGGUCAUCGGUUUCUGCCAUGGCACAAGAUGAGAUCCUGCAGGUCUUGGAUAUGUCUAGUCUUCUUGGCCAGGCGGUCGACAUAGCCCAAUCCCAGAUCACCAAGGUACUCAAAGUUCGCUCAGAACAGACUGCGCAACUCUCCAAAGAAGAUUUCUUAAGAUACUUUACCCUCAAUCGCCUUUUUGCCGACGAGUGCGAAGCUAUUUCUGGACGAGGCGGAACCGCACUUAAAACAAUUGUCGGCAACCAAAUCCACGAUUUCAUCAACCGCUUCGGCGAUUCGCAGCGCCAUCAUAUUGUUAAGCUUAUGGAUGCAGAUCGAUGGGAUGCCAGUGACUUUGGAGAAGGUGAAAAUAUCAUUCUUAAUCGUAUUUUGGAUGCAAGCACCAAGGAUAUCGAGGCAUGGGUGGAAGUUUCCAAGAUCUGGAUUCCGCAGAAUGAACAGUCACAGGCCAAAUCACCGGACGCCAGUGCACCCGCGAACGGGAAUAGCAAGGAUAAAGUGCGUACUGCAGUCAUUGAUGACCAAAAGCACAUUCUGCCUGAGUCGGCAAUGGCCAUGAUGCGCAGCAUGGAGGAAUUUGAAUUCCUCAUGGCGAACAUCCCAAGCAUGAUCCAAGAUAUUGCCCCGCAGCUUCUAGAAAUCUUGAAGCAAUUCAACUCUCGAUCUGCUCAGCUUAUUCUGGGCGCGGGUGCUACGCGGAGUGCCGGAUUAAAGAACAUUACGACCAAACACCUUGCUCUUUCUUCCCAAGCAUUGAGUUUCGUCAUCGCCCUGAUGCCGUAUGUUCGGGAGUUUGUCAGGCGUCACGGACAGUCGAACCAGGUUAUGGCCGAGUUUGAUAAGGUCAAGCGGCUUUGCCAAGAGCAUCAGAACCAAAUCCAUGAAAAGCUCGUGGAUAUAAUGAGCUCUCGUUCAUCGCUCCAUGUCAAUGCUAUGAGAAAGGUCGACUGGGAUGCAGAGGGAGAUUCACCGGAUGUCCAUCCAUUUAUUGAAACUCUUGCCAAGGAGACCGGCACUCUUCAUCGCGUUCUCAGCAAACAUCUUCCUGACAUGACCGUCGAUAUGAUCAUGAUACCAGUGUUCAACAGCUAUCGCGACCAUUGGGUGAGGGCGUUUGAAGAAGCCGACGUCAAUACAGAGCGUGGCAAGAAAAAAAUGCAAAAUGAUAUCGAACACUUGCAAAUCAAAUUAAGCAAAAUAGAAGGUUCAAAAGAGCUGACCGCUAAGCUGCUUGAGAUUGUCAACUCGAAGUCCAUUGCCACAACUACGACAGAGCCGGAGAAGGCUGAGAGCGGAAGCGACAAAUCAGACCAAGAGAAAGGAUCUGAUGCAGCAGCAGCAUGA